AUAACGCAGUUUCAUUAUAACCAAUUCCGAAUAAAAUAAAAGAAUGGCGCAUUUUUCUGUCGCCUCACUCACCCAAGUUGUUUUGUUGUCGGUUUUCAUCUGUUGGACGUCGAGUUCGACUGGCGCUGCCUUUUCCUUGGAGGAAGAAUUCCUACAACUGAAGGAAAAUUAUUUUCAAAUGAAACAAGUCGUGAAAAAUUUGGAGGCCAGAGAUGAAAAAUUGAAAAGUUUGGAAUCGACAGCGAUUGAACAGCAGGCCAAAAUGACACAACUGGAGGCGCAACUUGAACUAAAUAAUGAACAAAGACAAGAUUUGGCAUUGAAAGUAAUUCAAUUAGAAGCCAAAAAUGUCCAACUGGAAGUCAAAAUUCAGGACCAAGAAAGAAGAUUAACUUCCCUGUUGGAAGCCGCUGAACUUCCGGUUUCCACUGAUUCAAAAUUAUUUCCAGUUAAUAAAGAAAUUUCAAUUCAAUCAAAUGGAAGGAGCGGAAUUCCAAGGACAUGCAGAGAACUCCGUGCGGCCGAUCCUUCACUUUCAUCCGGAAUGCACUGGAUCGAUCCGGACGGACAAGGUGUCGGCGAUGAUCCAAUUUACGUUUACUGCGAUAUGACAUCAGGAUCGACCUCAAUUCUACACGAUAGUGAAUCUUCUUUAAAUGUGGGCCACUGCGCCGAUGCCGGGUGCUAUUCCCGUUCCAUCAACUACAAUUCGUCAAUGGGACAAAUAAAAGCUUUGAUGGAAUUAUCCACUGAAUGCCAUCAGUCGAUUAGAUAUGAUUGCAACUAUGCCCCAUUUGAGUCAAAUGGCGUCGCCUAUUCCUGGUGGAACGACAGAGAAGGAAAUGCGCAAUACUUUUGGGCCGGAAGUAACACGGACGGAAUUCACACCUGCCAGUGCGGAAUUGAUGGAAACUGUGUCGAUUCAGCUGUGAAAUGCAACUGUGAUGCUCUUGCACCACUUCAAUUAGUCGACGACGGUGUCAUUACUAACAAAAAUGUUCUGCCCGUCACUCGUUUGAAUUUCGGACGAACUCAACUGGAAACUUCAUCCGGCGUCCACACGCUGGGCAGACUCGUGUGCACCGGUUUAGUGACUUUGACUGGACUGCCAAAGUCGUGCCAGGAUUUGUGGUUAAUUGGCCACACCCUGAAUGGAUUUUAUUCCGUCAUGGGAUCGGCGAAAAUGGAAUCUGUUUACUGCGAUUUCACUAAACCCUUUGACGAUGGGGGUUUUCAGAAAUGGAUUGGAUAUGUCGACGUCAAAUCGGCGCCCGUCCAUUUCUACGUCCAGAGAAAUUAUUCAUUUUACACACAAGACACUCCGAUUCCGUUCGAUUUGGCGUUGGUGAACGAGGGAAAUGCCAUGAAUUUGACAUCGGGGAAAUUCACGGCACCGCGACCGGGAAUUUAUUUUUUCUCUUUCGCGGGAGCGGCGUAUUCUAAAUCUUCAUCAUAUUCUGUUUAUUUGUAUUCGUCUCUUUAUUUGAACGGGAAUCGAAUCGGGUCGAGUAAUGUUGAAGAGUAUAACGCCCCCGUUGAUCAAAAUAGUCCGUUGACUCUCCAGUCGACACUGAAACUGAAAACAGGCGAUCGAGUCUGGAUGCAGAUUGAAUAUACUUAUGGUUCAACCUCGUUUUUGUAUGACAUCAGUUCCCACCUCACCCAUUUCACGGGUUUCAUGUUGGAGGAGGAAAUCAUCGCGUCCCUUUGAGGUUUCAGGUUCAACAUUUAAAAUUCGCAAAAUGAACGUCGACACGAAAAUUUGGAGGAGGGAAUUUUAAAGGGGAUGGGUAGAAAAUGCAUUCGACUCUAAUUCAUUAAGGGAUGGGAAUUUCUUUACCAAAAUCAUACUGUGGAUGUAAUUACACUUAGUAAAUACACAAGCCAAGUUUCAACAUUCUAUCUGCAAAACUCUAGACGUUAUGAACAAAAAACCAAUUUUGAUUGCCAGAUUGACAAAAAGUGGGUGGACUUGGAAUGAGAGAAAAUUUAUUCGUCUCUAAUUCACUUACGGAAUAGAAUUUUCAAAUAAUUUUUUUUACUGAUGAAUUCACAUUUCAAUUGUGCAAUCGUCCAGGAAAAAUCGCUUUUCUAUCUUUAAAAAUAUGGGCAGGAGACGUGAAAAACUCAUUUUGAUUGCCAGAUUUCCCCCCCAAGAAAUUAAAAUGUCUCAAUUUGCAUCGCAGCUCGAAAUUAAAUCAAAUAAACACGAGAAUAAAACUUUUACUACGUA
Messenger RNA from Daphnia pulicaria, 2233 nucleotides. RefSeq lists its product as uncharacterized. NCBI's taxonomy places the organism in Eukaryota, Metazoa, Arthropoda, Branchiopoda, Diplostraca, Daphniidae. Bases 44 to 1711 code for a protein of 555 amino acids. Gene Ontology annotation, molecular function: protein binding; extracellular matrix structural constituent. The transcript has 7 exons. The record is from RefSeq and is a predicted model, not a curated record.